CAACGCCGAGACUAAAGCGGAGAUACGGUGUGUAACGGUGCCCUGGACUAUUGUGGGUGAGGUUCUCUGAUGUUGGAAACAUGACCUCCAUCCAACUCUUCCCAAAUGUCGAACACAACCCCGUAGUGCCAAAGGAAUGGGGGUCGGGCAAACUAAAGGAGGACGUCAAUGUAUAUAUCCCGGGCCCCCCUACCUGGCAAUACAAGGGAGACCCAAUUGAUCAGUUCUACACCCUCACCAAACUCAAACUCAGCAAUGUCAGGAGCAAUGAUGCUUUACUUUCAAAACCACAAGAGGCUCCAAUGGGAGAAAUUCUCAUCAACAAAGAUUUCCCCGCGGAACACCCAUACAGUUCACACAUGCCUAGAUACUCACUCUUCCCAAAGUUUGAUUCACCGGAGGACCCAAAAAGGGGAGUGGCAGCCAGGAGAGUCCAACCAAUCAAUGCAGAGAUGCCAGCGACAGCACAUGAUGUCACAAUUCUCCACAAAUCAAAAGGACACGGACACAGACAGGAGGUUGAAACAAUUCCGAAGGAGUCGGAGAAGAGGGCACUGGAAUGGUCAGGAGAACAUGGAUUUAAUCAGCUUGUAAAGACACAUGGGGGAAGACAACAGUUUUACCCGAUUCCUCCCAAGACGGUUGCACCAAAUCUCCAGAACCGCUGGACAGAUAUGAAAGUUUCCGACCGUACAGCUAAUGCUUUACGCAACAUCGAGCGUAACCAGUGGCACACAACAUACGACCUCAACCACACUGGCCUCGGGCCUGCGAACCCUCUCAAGCUCGACAAUAUUGACGACAAGUAUGCCAAGUAUGAAGCUACUGGUCUGGAGGACGAUACACUGUACCCGAGAUCAAUAAACACGAUUGACCCUCCACGACCUAUCGAAGGGCGCAUUUCAAAGAUGUUGAUCCCGAAACCUCCAAACCAGAAACCUGACAAAUGUGGGGACCAGAAUACCGGUUAUGUAAGGAUGAUGACCCAUCAUGAGAAGGAAGAGGACCGUCUGUGGAAUGGUAAGGAGUAUGUGAAUCUACCCAACACCAGUAAAGCUGCCUCAAAGCAACACAAGACCCUACGCUGGAAGGAACUCAACGACGAGGCACACCCACAGGUGAAUAUUGACAAACUGAAUGAGACAACUGAUGGAGAAUUCCCGGAUGACAUUCCUUACGUCCCGACUGUAGGCGUACCUGAGAGGACAGAGGAGGAUUAUCUCACCACCACCAAGGUCAGAAAGGACAAAGAUAUCCAGGAGAUGGAGGCACAAAACCGCUUCAAGGUUUUGGAGGCCCAGACGCCCGGACAUGAGCUGACGGCCCUCAAUUGUAAGUACCAGCACUUAACAGACAAAGAAAUGCCGAGUACUUUCUACAGCCACGAGGGAAAGUACAAUGAGGAACGAGCUGGAAUGUAUCGUACCAGUUACCACCCAGAACGUCUCAGUAACAGCCUGAGUGGGCAGGAGCGAAGUCCACCGGAAAUCAUGAAUACGAUGCAUUCUCACGUGGAUGCUUUGAAUUUACCAACCAAGUUAAACAGGGAUAUGAAAGAUGCUCUGAGGUAUAGUCGAACCUUGAACUCCAGCAUGCCUAACCUAGCUGGAGAUAUGCGUGAUGCCUACGAGGUAUUGACCCCAUUACAUCAUGUCAAGGAAGCACAGAAGAUGAUGCUACAGCCGACAGAGGAUACCGCGCGAGUUCCUGUCCUGGAGAAGGAGAUGAUUCUCAAGGAAAGUGUAACUGGUAACAGCUACAACACUCACAAGUUUUUACAGGAGAACCAGCUUCCCAAGUUUGCUCGCCAGGAACCACUGAAUGUUAUGUCCACUGAAAAUCAAAACUUAGCCAAUGUUCGUCUGAUUUCUGGACUAAAGCCACAGAAAAGUGUGUCAUUUUCAGACAGCGUCACUGUGGCGAGCGGUGACGAGAAUGGAAACGUGCGUAUUAUCAGUGCUCCAUCAAGAAUGCAGAGAGGAGCUGAGAAAGAAAACAUUCCCCCGGGGAAUAUCUGUACCACACAAUAUACCAGUACCCAGGCACUGUACAAUCCAUUUAACGAACAGGAGGUACCUCCACAACAGGAACCCUCCAUCUUUGAGCUUCAGAUGAAAGCGUUGGCCGAGGAAAGAGAGAUGGAAAGACAGCUGGAAAAGAAAGAAACACCCACAAUGUCUGUCCGUCAACCAAGACGUCGUGCAGCAACUUCGUUAGAUACAGAAUACCAUGAUGAAUACAGGAGUUUGUCGUCAAACAUCGCCCCGACAAAUUUACGACAUUCCAUGCAGUUCAGCACAGCCUACCAGAACCAGUUUCCAAAUUACCACGACCUCACAUAUAAACAAGACCCACGGUUCAUGUGGGAGCCAGGUUUCGGCUCGCCAAGACCCCAGACCGACCUUGUUAAAAUGCAGGAUCGUUUCAGCAAGUCUUCUGUUCGAAAGAAGUUCCACAGCUGUUUCUCUGAGAGUAAUCCAGAUCUACGAGAAAAUAUAAUCAGUGGGAAAAAGCAUACAUUUUUUGGUAUGAAUGCCCAGAACCUACAUGGUUGAACAGUCAGUUGACUUAAAUUCAUAGAGUAGAUAAUUAUUGACCUUCCAUAUCAUCUGCUUGUGUCAUUACUUACAAAGGAUACUUUGGUAUGAAUUACAGCUUAUAAUAUGCCGACAUUUAAGUUUAAGACUUUUCAAACAAAGGUUGAGAAGGGUCAGGAGUAUACACAAUAGUAGACUUAUAUUCAGUUUUUGUAUCAUCUAAAAAAACAACAAACAAACUUGGUAAUGAUCUAACUAUCUUGCAUUACUUGACAUCUGAAUUUAAGUGAAACUCUAAACAACAAAAUGGACACUUCUUUGACUUGUUGAAGAGAUGAAUAAAAUGACCUGUGUUGUGGUCCAGCGAUACCGUUAUUAACAAGAUGACCGGUCAUGAUUUGAUCUGUCAAUUUGUUAAAUGAAUGAACUGGUAUGUUAUUUCUGUAUUUCUUUGUAUAGAUGUGAUUUGUUGAUAUAUACAUAUAUAUAAUCAUUGUAAUAUAUAUUGUAAAAAUAUGUGUACAUCAGUGUCACAAAAAUAUUGAUCCAAUUAUACUUUUUCUUUUGUACAAUUAUUGCUCUUUGAUCGAACUUUGGUUCAGUAAAUGAAACUUUUCCUGUUAUAAAGAUAUAAAAUGAAAUAUCUGAAUAGUGAUGGAAAUUCAGUAAGUAUAAUGUUAACUUCAAUGUCAUUUUAUAAUUAUAGAUUACUUAUUGAAAUUCAUCAGUAUUUUUUUCUUGCCCUAGUAUUUCAGUAUUUAACUGUUGUUAAUUACCAUGACCUCAAUCCUAAUGUUUGAAGAAUAGCAUUUUAUUUGGCCAGAUAAGUCUAUAUGUAUCAAUGUGCAUCAAUGACAAAAAAAAGAAUUAUAUCGAAAAACCUGUCUACAAAUUUAGGCCACUUACAGGGGCAGAAGAUAGUGGUCCUUAUAGCCAGGUCGACUUUACAUAGAGGUUCUGUACUAGGAUUUAUGUGAACAGGUGGUCUAUAUAGACAGGUUUCUGUUAUAUAGAGGUGACCCUUCAGGGUAGCUUGGACUGUAUUUAACUAAUUACUACACCAAAUAACUACAACCGUCUGAUACAGGAAACUAUUUGUCUCUGCUAUUUUAGAGGGGACAUGAAAAUACUAACCCUUUGAUUAAAUGACUUGCAUUUAAAAUACACUUAGUCAUGUUGGUUUAAUGAAAGGUGCUAAUUCCUAGUUGAAAUGUUAUAAUACCAGUAGCUUAGAUAUAUUUAUUCCAAUUUCAUAUAUCAGCCGCUUUCUUAGUCUAAUUCAAUUUUAAAUAAAAUGUACAUUUCUGUCUAGAUGAUAAAUGGCAGAUUUUAACAGUAAAAUGUUAUGAUUUUAAAUAUUUGAGAGAAAACAUAAACUGUUUUAAUUAAUACAUAAUGUAUUGGUACCAGCUGUACAUGUUGAACUGGAGGAUUUAUAAAUGGCCUAGUCAGAUCAUUCUGCUACACGUAUAGACACAACAUAUUUACACUUGGCUGAUCUGCAAAUUUAUUCUUCUGUCACAAGUACAAAAACACAACCGUCACAUGUUACUGAUCUGUUGAUUUAUCUAGUAUUAUCCAAGUUUAUCAAAUUUUCAAAUAAUAAAAAGAAAACAAAAUCAAAACUGAUUUUAUAGAUAUAAUCAAAAUUAUACCAAAAUUAUUACAUUAUCAUUUUUACAGACGAGGAUUCAGUUAGGGAGAAGGUGUACCUAAUAUAAGGAUUUGUCUCAAAAUCAUUUCAGUUCAAACUAGAUGCUGCUUUUUCAAAAUACUUUUUUUUAACUUUAUUUUUCUAGAUUUAUUUGUGAUACUUGGUCUUGUUCUGGUCAGAGUGACAACACUGGUUUGAUUUUAAUCUAUUGUCCAGUCUUUGUUGUUGUCCUCUUAUUUUUUAUACGAUUCAAAUACAUUUCUUGAGUUUGUUUGUUUUAUUUAUAAGAACACAUAUAUUUGGUAUACCAUAUACAUGUAUUAAAAAGAAAUCUUGUUAAAUAUUAUAGAUAUUUAUUAUGAUGCAUGAUCAUGUUCAUUAAAGAGCUUUGGUCAAUCAUAGUCAUGUUGAUGCUUUGCUUAUGGACCAGUCUUUAUCGAUCAUCAUGUUAUGUAGAUAGAUCUUGGUCAUUAUGAUGUUUGCAUUGAUGAAUCUUGGUCAUGGUAAUGCUUGAAUAGAUAAAUUAUUUCUAUUGAAAUGAUCUUGAUGAAUUUAUAUUCAGGAAUCAUGGUCACAUAAAUGUUUGUUUUAUGAUCAUAUUCCUGGUAAUGUUUGUUUCCUUGUGUCCAGUUGAUCACCGAACUGUGCUCAUUAUAUAUAUACCAGUAUCAGUAUUAUACCGUGGCGUUUCAUCACUCCUGUUUAUCAUUAUAGUGUUUGAAUGCUUUUCUCACCAAGUAAACUCCUACAUAUAUAUUGUAAAUUUAAAAAAUAUCACUCUGAAUGUCCACAGAUAAUUGUUUUAAUGCAUUGACCUUCAGUAACAGGUCUUAUUCAAAUAUUCAGGUUCAAAGGUCGAGCUGCAAGGAAUUUGAUGGAGAACUGAAUCUGUAAUAGGCAAUCUUAUUCUAGAUCUGAUAGACAUUUUACAGAAGUGAAUCUCGAUAGAACAUUGGUUCCCAUCAGUUGUAUAUUUGUGUUUAAAGAAAAUAUUUUUUUUUACAAAAUCAAACCAUUUGAUAACCCAACAAUGUACAACAUGUAUGGAAAGAGAUAAUUACAUCGAAUUAGAUUGCUACGAUGUUAAACUGUGGAUGAAAUAACAUAUCUGUGAUAUUAGAUAUAUCUGUGAUAUUGCCGUUAUACCCAGCACAAGUUUAUGGAUUUGUCUGGAGGUAGGAAGUUUGUGAGGAAUUUAUCAUAUUUAUAGUUGGUCUAUAUUAAUUGUUUAAUAUGUAUAUUUUUAUAGUUGGCUACUGUUAAUUGUUAUCUAAUUAAAUCGGCACACUUCUGAGAGAAUUUGACACAAAAUGGAUUUCAAUAUGAUCACAUAAACAUUGUCAGUGUUGUUUUAUCUUUACAAGGUUUAGAGGUUCUUGUGAAUGACCCUCAGUAUAAAUAUCAUGUGCUACAUUGUCAGAUUGACCGCACUGACCAGUGAUACAGAUAGGUCAAUUUCACUGUCCAGUCAAACCUCAGUGGGUAUAGAGAGACCUACUCGAGUUCGUUCAGAUUAAGAGGUUUUGUAAUCCAUGCCUGUUUAUAACAUUAGAUAUAUCUGUGAUUAUCAUUAACUAUAAAAUGUUUGAGCUGCUGAAACUACUUUAAUAAUUUAACCUUUACUAAGCUGUAUGACUAUGUGUUACCUUACAAAUUAUCAUAAAUGGCAGAGUUAUCUCCCUUUAAUGAUUUUUGGUUCAGAAUGAUUUUUUUCAGAGAAAAAUCUAUCAUCCAUAAAGACCAGUCUGUUAACAUAAGGAUUUUUCGAGUUUUCAUAAAUAAGAACUUUCUUGUAAAAAAAAAUGAGAAAAGAAUUAAGAUCAAGGUAAAGCUAAAAACUUAUGCUUUAAAUCGUGAAAUGUUUGAAAGCUUAAUACAUUGUAUGUAUUUUAAUUCUAUAUUUCCACAGUUCUACAUCACCAGAAUGAAGGAAAUCAAAUACAAGACUUUUUAAUAUCUUAUAAUUGGAUGUGUACGUGAUUCUGUUUUCUUUAGAGACAAGAACACAAACCCUGAUAACCAUUUUCUAUGCAGACCGAGAUUCAAUAGCCAGUGAGUUAUAGACUGCAGGCUGUUUCAGUAUUAUGUGUUGGUUGUGAUACUGUAUCUAAUAUAUUACCUUGUGAUUGAGUUGCACAUUCCUUUAUGCAAUAAACUUUGCUCAAGAAA
Pecten maximus is the source of this 6360-nucleotide messenger RNA. RefSeq lists its product as uncharacterized. Lineage: Eukaryota; Metazoa; Mollusca; Bivalvia; Pectinida; Pectinidae. The record is from RefSeq and is a predicted model, not a curated record. Gene Ontology annotation, cellular component: centrosome.